Molecule: messenger RNA, 1497 nt
Organism: Lutzomyia longipalpis
Lineage: Eukaryota; Metazoa; Arthropoda; Insecta; Diptera; Psychodidae
Product: 26S proteasome regulatory subunit 6B
Exons: 2
Coding region: 205-1446 (413 amino acids)
Biological process (GO): proteasome-mediated ubiquitin-dependent protein catabolic process
Cellular component (GO): proteasome regulatory particle, base subcomplex
Molecular function (GO): ATP hydrolysis activity; ATP binding; proteasome-activating activity
Source: RefSeq, a predicted model, not a curated record
UCAGCUAAUUGAGCAAAUCUUCUAUCGUCUGUGAUGUUACAACAAAUGCUAAGUCAGCUAACCAAUUGUCUAACUUUGUGACGAAGCGUUUUUCCUCCGAGUUUAUUUUUGCAAUUUUCCACGAAAAUAUCCAAAUUUUGUGCGUGAAAGUACUUUUGUGCCCACAGAGGAAUACCAAUUGAUUGUUUCCUGGAUAAAUUGAAAAUGGCUGAUGUGGAUGUAGUGCUCCCGGAAAAGGAUGAAACGUUGGAGUUGAAGCAAGCAAAAGAUGCCCAUGGAGGGCUCGAUGAGCUGGACACGGAGGAUUUGUACACAAAGUACAAGAAAUUGGAGAAAAUGCUGGAAUUCCUGGAGGUGCAGGAGGAGUACAUAAAGGAUGAGCAGAGGAAUCUCAAGAAGGAGUACCUGCAUGCCCAGGAGGAGGUGAAGCGCAUCCAAUCCGUACCGCUGGUGAUUGGACAAUUUCUCGAGGCUGUGGAUCAGAAUACGGGAAUUGUGGGCUCCACCACGGGCUCCAACUACUACGUGCGCAUCCUGUCGACAAUUGAUCGGGAACUGCUGAAACCCUCCGCUAGUGUGGCACUGCAUAAGCACAGCAAUGCCCUUGUGGAUGUUCUCCCACCGGAGGCGGACAGCUCAAUCUCAAUGCUGCAGGCAGAUGAGAAGCCCGAUGUUAGUUAUGCCGAUAUUGGUGGGAUGGAUAUGCAAAAGCAGGAGAUUCGUGAAGCUGUGGAGCUGCCACUCACACACUUUGAGCUGUACAAGCAGAUUGGUAUUGAUCCCCCACGUGGGGUGCUUCUGUAUGGGCCACCGGGAUGUGGGAAGACAAUGCUGGCCAAGGCAGUGGCUCAUCACACCACGGCUGCCUUCAUUCGUGUCGUUGGGUCGGAAUUUGUGCAGAAAUACCUCGGCGAGGGGCCACGUAUGGUGCGUGAUGUCUUCCGCCUGGCCAAGGAGAAUUCUCCAGCAAUUAUUUUCAUCGAUGAAAUUGAUGCAAUUGCCACGAAGAGAUUCGAUGCACAAACCGGAGCUGACAGGGAGGUGCAGCGUAUCCUGCUGGAGCUUCUCAAUCAGAUGGAUGGCUUCGAUCAGACGACCAAUGUAAAGGUAAUCAUGGCCACCAAUAGGGCAGACACCCUCGAUCCGGCCCUGCUGCGUCCGGGACGUCUUGACAGGAAGAUUGAAUUCCCCCUUCCGGAUCGUCGGCAGAAACGUCUCAUUUUCACCACAAUCACCGCCAAGAUGAACCUCUCGGAGGAUGUUGAUCUCGAGGAUUACGUGGCGCGUCCGGAUAAGAUCAGCGGAGCGGAUAUCAAUGCAAUUUGCCAAGAGGCAGGUAUGCAUGCUGUCCGGGAGAAUAGAUACAUCGUCCUGGCCAAGGACUUUGAGAAGGGCUACAAGAAUAACAUCAAAAAGGACGAGCAGGAGCAUGAUUUCUACAAAUAAUUCUGUAAUUCUUAAUUCGUUUUCUAACAAUAAAAUUCUAAGCUUUCUUCA